AUGUCUGUUCGAAUACAACUCGACAACCCUCAUAGCUUUUACACGAAUCUCGAUUUCAUCAGCGGCAGAGUUAUUCUGAACCUUACAAGCGAUGAAGCGGUUAGUAGAAUAGUUGUGAAGAUCGAGGGGGAGAGCAAAACCCGUCUAUCGAGACCACCAGAAAUGUUAUAUACACAAGGUCCCAACAAUCCUCCUGCACUUUAUUCGAGGCGAGACAGACAGGAAAUAUGUCAGGAGAACCACAAGAUUCUAUACAAGGUCGCAGAAGUGUUUCCCAACAAGGCAAUCGUCAGUUCAUAUACACUCAGAGCAGGGCAACAUGAGUAUCCUUUCCGCAUCAAGUUGCCCAUUAACAAUGGCUGCCAUGAUCCGGCAUCGCAACAAAUGGGUCCUGGUAGUGGGUUUGGAGGUCUCGGAAUUCAGGGCAUACAACAGAUGCAGUAUACACACGUUAAAAGGACAUUACCUCCUUCACUUACUGGAUUUCCGGGGGAAGCCGAGAUAAGAUAUUAUGUCAAAGUCACUGUACAAAGACCCUCAAUGUUUAAGGAGAAUAGAAGAUCAACAAUUGGAUUUAAGUUUCUACCGAUCGAAGCUCCAAGGCCUCCUAAGACCACAAAUGAAGCGUUUGCAAAACGGCCGUUUAUGUUCCAAAAUGGGGGCCCAACCUAUGCGAAAAAGGGUCUAUUCACGAAGAAAGCUAAGCAGUUAUCAAAUACGUCCCCGCAAGGAGAAGUCGAUGCUCGACUACCUAGUCCUCCCAUCUUGACUUGCAAUAAGCCUUUACCAAUGAGGAUCCUUCUUAGAAGAACUAACACAAGCCCUGAGCAUGUAUUCCUCAUGUCUUUGCAAGUAAACCUUCUUGGGACCACUGAGGUAAAGGCUGCAGAUGUUAUUAGAAUUGAAACAAGUACUUGGGUCGUGAUGAGUUUGACUGGACUAUCCAUUCCUAUUGGAUCACCGGACGAUCCGAUCGGUACUGAGACAGCUAUAGAUAGUAAAUUAUGGGAUGCAAUUCCUUUGCCAAAUACUGUUGCACCUUCCUUUGUCACUUGCAAUCUUGCUCGUCGAUAUGAGCUUGAGGUGAGGAUUGGAUUAGGUUAUGGCUACCCAGGAGAGAUUCAGUCGCAAACAAUAUCAAUUCCUCUUAGAUUCCAAAUUGAAAUCUUUUCUGGCAUUGAACCACCAGCGGCACUUCUAGACGCCAUGACAACUCAUCCCCCUAUUCCAGUAAGACCUCCAGUCAACACAGCACCACCGCCUUUUGAUCCGGCAUUUCCACCUCAAGUUGGAGCGCCAGGGGCACCGGCUCUAGAUGAUGCUCCGCCUUCUUAUGAAGAUGCUUUAGCGGAAGACAUCACCCAAGCGAAUGGUACUUCGAGACCUGCGUAUAGUGGCGUUACGAACGAGAAUGCGCCCGGUAUUGAUGAGAAAGGGGGCUUGAGUAGUGGGCAUCAAAAGGGCGAGGCUUCGCGUACAGGCUGA
Molecule: messenger RNA, 1485 nt
Organism: Botrytis byssoidea
Lineage: Eukaryota; Fungi; Ascomycota; Leotiomycetes; Helotiales; Sclerotiniaceae
Exons: 2
Coding region: 1-1485 (494 amino acids)
Biological process (GO): ubiquitin-dependent endocytosis
Cellular component (GO): cytosol; plasma membrane; cytoplasm
Molecular function (GO): ubiquitin protein ligase binding; protein-macromolecule adaptor activity
Source: RefSeq, a predicted model, not a curated record